CUCUGUUUCUGUCCAGGAAACUUCUACGGAGCCAUGGAUCCGGACACCUAUCUCAUCCCUUCGUCUCCCUCCAACGACUCUGUUUCCUCCUCCGAUCUCGACACCGAGUCAACGGCGUCCUUCUUCCCCGACCGGAGCACGACGCUGGGGAGCCUGAUGGGCGUCACCUACGCCGAGGCCGCUGCCCACUCGAUGAGGCUUCCGUCGUGGCGGGAGCACGGUGGCGGCGGAGGAACCUCCGCCGGGGACGCGGAGAGGAGGCCGAAGCCGAGGGCAGCGGAGAAGCGGCGGCGGCGCGUCCGCUGGGGGAGGAGGCGCUUGUGGCGGCUGUGCGGGAACGACAUGGCGGGGCCGACCUCUCUGGGAGAGUUCCUCCAAAGGGAGCGGCGGCUGGCCGGAGGUAGCGACGGGGCGGAGGGGAUCUACGACUUCGGCGGCCCCGCGGAGCACGUGGCAGUGGGCGGCGAGGCUCUGUUCGCGGACGGGAGGGUGCUACCGCCUGCUCCGGCUGCGGAGCGGCGACGGCGGCGUGUGGAGUAUUUGCGACGGCUCCGAUGCUGCUGCUCACCGGGAUCUGUGGCGGGAGGGAGUGGUAGAAUCGUGAUUUCGAGCUUCGUCCAGAUGGAAGGAAAAAGAAACGAUAAGAACAAUGUCUCCUUCAAGUUCCACACUCUGUUCUUUUCUUUAAUUUCCGCAAAAAGAUUUCUUUCCUAAGACCUUUUGGUUAUGAUGCAACAAGGGAGAAAGAAUCCAAAGGGGAAAUGAUGGAUUGCAUGAAGGAUCAGUGAGUAAAGAUAAGACAAGUGAGAGGAGUUCCCUCUGUGAUCCAUGGAUUACGUCUCGAUCUUACCAACAAAGAAACGUUGACGUCCUCUCUA
Molecule: messenger RNA, 878 nt
Organism: Musa acuminata subsp. malaccensis (wild Malaysian banana)
Lineage: Eukaryota; Viridiplantae; Streptophyta; Magnoliopsida; Zingiberales; Musaceae
Source: RefSeq, a predicted model, not a curated record